Striga asiatica is the source of this 2624-nucleotide messenger RNA. The record is from the annotation of a GenBank genome assembly. NCBI's taxonomy places the organism in Eukaryota, Viridiplantae, Streptophyta, Magnoliopsida, Lamiales, Orobanchaceae.
CUUUAAGAAAAAAAAAAAAGUGGAAAACAAAUAGAAAAUGCGGUUAAUUAGUAAUUACUUGUAUUCCAAUUGGAGAAUACCACUUCCCAAAAAAACAUGAUUGCCUUUUUUACUUCAACACCAAUCCUCUCUUAAACAUCCACGUUGCAGACUAAAACUAUUUCUUACACAAGCAUGAAAACCAGCGCACAAAAAGGGGGGCAAAAAUAAAAAUAAAACCUCCAUUGAUUUACAGCUAAGUCUCAGCUUGCACAGUCUACUGCCAGUUCACAACCCAACACGUAUGUCGAUCGAUUCUUAGAAAACCUCCGACCUAAAACUACUCGUCGAAUCCUGUUAGGAUCGAUAAUUUUCUUUACCUUCUACCCCCUUUUCGUGUGUAAUAACUGGUUCGAUCCGAGAAAGCUUUAGCAGCAUUAUUAAUGGAGGGCGGUGAGAGAAGCCCGUUGAGAGUGGAGGGCAUGAAAAUGAGGCCGCAGGCUGAUCGGGCCUUCGUCACGGAGCCCGAUGUGGCGGUUUCGUCGCCGGUGACCCGCCAGAAAGCCGCCGCCGCUAAACAGAUUAUUGAGAAUCAUUACAAAAAUUACUUGCAAGGGUUGCAAGAUCGAAAAGAAAGGAGGAGGGCUUUGCAGAGAAGGGCACAAGAGGAUAAAGUGUCUAGCGAGGAGGAAGAAAAGAUGUUGAGGAACUUGGAGAAAAGAGAAACUGAGUACAUGAGAUUGCAAAGGCAUAAAGUUGGUAUUGAUGAUUUUGAGCAGUUGACCAUCAUUGGUAAAGGAGCUUUUGGGGAGGUCAGAUUAUGCCGCGCUAAAAACACAGGAGAAAUUUAUGCCAUGAAAAAGUUGAAAAAGUCUGAGAUGCUUAGCCGUGGACAGGUCGAGCAUGUAAGAUCGGAAAGGAAUUUGCUUGUCGAGGUCGAUAGUCGGUGCAUAGUGAAGCUCUUUUACUCCUUUCAAGACUCCGACUUCUUAUAUCUCAUCAUGGAGUAUUUACCUGGCGGUGAUAUUAUGACUCUUUUGAUGAGAGAAGACACUCUCUCGGAGGACAUUGCCCGUUUUUACAUUGCAGAGAGCAUUCUUGCUAUUCAUUCUAUUCAUCAACAUAGUUAUGUACACAGUGCCCUUAUACUGAACUUGUCCGCCUCUAGGGAUAUCAAGCCGGAUAAUCUGAUUUUAGACAGGAAUGGGCAUCUGAAGCUUUCUGAUUUUGGCUUGUGUAAGCCGCUGGAAAAAUAUUCAUCCAUGUUACUGGAAGAUGAUGAUUUUAUUGCUCGGGAUUCUGAAAAUGAGGGCGAAGGGCAUUCGGGCACAGAGACUGCUCCUUGGUUAAUGGCUAAAGAGCAGUUACAACAGUGGAAACGCAAUCGUCGUGCCUUGGCAUAUUCUACAGUGGGGACACUUGAUUAUAUGGCGCCAGAGGUUUUGUUAAAGAAAGGGUAUGGGAUGGAGUGUGAUUGGUGGUCUUUGGGGGCAAUAUUGUACGAGAUGCUCAUAGGUUAUCCUCCAUUUUGUUCUGAUGAUCCUAGGAUGACAUGUCGCAAGAUAAUAAAUUGGAGAACAUGUUUGAAGUUCCCUGAAGAACCGAAAAUAUCUUAUGAGGCUAAGGAUCUGAUCCUCCAUUUGUUAUGUGAUGUUGACAAACGAUUGGGGACUCGGGGCGUUGACGAAAUUAAGGGACAUCCAUGGUUUAGAGGCAUCAAAUGGGACUUGCUUUAUGAAAUGGAGGCAGCAUACAUACCAACUGUGAACGGAGAUUUAGACACACAAAAUUUUGAAAAGUUUGAUGAGGUAGAAAAACCACCAUCUGACACGCCAAAGGUAGGACAUUGGAGGAAGAUGUUAACAUCCAAAGAUGCCAACUUUAUUGGAUAUACAUUCAAAAAAUCGGAUCUCCUUAAAUCAGCUGACACGGCAGGCCAAAUGGACCUGAGAGAUUGUGCAAUAGCCGAAGACGAUCCCAAGCUGCAUGAUGUUAUGGAGAGUUCUGUGAAUUCUUAUGAGGUUGGAGCGAGAAAAUGUGAUGAGCAAGAAGAGACCUCAGCUUUGCGCCCCAACGAAAUUGGCCCCACUGAGUGGACUGAUGAGAAACACAGUCUGUAUCUGGAAUCUAUUGAGGCAACGUUCGUCAAUCAGCUAAACAAAUCUUUAAAUUUUUUGGGCUCGAAAUCUUUGCGUGCUUCCUCUGGCAAGUUUACUGUUUUACGUGAUGGUCGUUGGUCAAAAAUUGAGUCACUUCUGGAAAAUCAGUGGAUAAAUCGCUAUAGGUGUUCAGGAAAACGGGAAGUUGUGAAAUGCUUGACUGAUCCCCGUGUGGAAGAUCCUUUAGCUACCUAUUCGAAUCAAAGUCUUGCAAAUAACUUUCGAUUUUGGCACCAAGAUUCAGUGGACACCAAUGCAGAGGUGAUGGGUCAGAACUUCAACGAGGAAGGUCUCGAGGAGCAAGCUAGCAGGGUGCACAAAUUCAAGAGAAUGAGAAAUUCGUCACGCGAAGAUCAAGAAAAGCCCGAUCGGAUGAAGGUGGAUAAAUCGAUGUUACUAAAGUGGGUAGUUUCAUGCCAUCAAAAGCUCAGGAGAUGCGGUGUGGCAGAAGACCCAACUCUCGAGGAAGCAAGAGGGAUCACCUAG